AUGGAAAAAAAUACUAUAUCUGAGAAUGAUGUCGAAUUUUGCAAAGAGGUUAUUGCUUCCAAGCUUUUUGAAACCAAGAAAAGGUCGGCAGAAAGAGCUCAGGUAUGGGAAGCUAUUGCAAAAAAAAUGGAAAAAGUGGAAUAUCCUAAAUUCAAGGUGGAGCAACGUUCUGUCAGAGACAGAUUGAAAAAACUAAUCAAACAGUUUCGGAAAGAGGAAAACGAUGAAAGACGAGCCAGUGGAAUUUCACCUGAAUUAACAGAAUUGGACACACUGCUGGAGGCGAUAAGUGAAAAAGAGGAAGCAUCAGAAACCUUGGCUGCAGAUAUGGGAGAAAGGGAAAAGAGGCGUUUGGAAGAAGAUCACAUGGCAGGACAAGAGAUGCGAAAAAGAGCCAUGGAAACUUUAUCCGAGACCCAGAAAAGAAAUACAAAAAUAGAUCAAGAUAGUCCCAAACGCAAAGUCAGAAAGGGUG
This is a messenger RNA of Paramuricea clavata, 475 nucleotides long. Lineage: Eukaryota; Metazoa; Cnidaria; Anthozoa; Malacalcyonacea; Plexauridae. The record is from the annotation of a GenBank genome assembly.